This is a messenger RNA of Venustampulla echinocandica, 1110 nucleotides long. RefSeq lists its product as uncharacterized. The record is from RefSeq and is a predicted model, not a curated record. The transcript is spliced from 3 exons. Bases 1 to 1110 code for a protein of 369 amino acids. Lineage: Eukaryota; Fungi; Ascomycota; Leotiomycetes; Helotiales; Pleuroascaceae.
AUGAGUGUGCAGCAAUCAUUACAGACGACACCGCCAGAAAGCUUCACGGACCCCCUGACUCCGCCUGCAACCGACGAGAAGACCAAGGCGACUUGUAUCUCAUCUGUUAUUUCAGAGAUUAGAAGGCGCAAACACGGGCAUAGUUUGUCUGGCAAACCCUGGCAUAGAUUUGUAUUAGAUGCGCACCAAUACAAAGAUCUGCAGCGGCAUCUCCAACUAGACUCCUCUCUUUGGGAUUACUUCGUGCACAAACUUCGGCACGAUUAUUUCCCAUCAGCGAAACUACUCAUCCUUCGGAUGCCCGGGUUACUACACGAAAGCCUUGCAUCUUAUGUCACCCAAGAGAUAACACUACAAUUACGCGCAAUUGCCCAAAGCGAUAGCCCGUCGGCGGAGUUUGCAGGAGACAUUGACAAUAAUGCAUCUGCAGAAAUCAACUUUACGGAUGCCGAAUACGGUUCACAUCAACCAGACGCUUCAUUUCAACAUUUCAACGCACAGUAUCCAGGAGUCAUCAUUGAGCUCUCCUACUCGCAGAAGAAGAAAGACCUAUCACGUUUAGCAAAUGAGUAUAUUCUUGGAUCAGAUGCAGAUAUUCGUGUCGUAAUUGGCAUUGAUGUUGAGUACAAAGGAAGUAAACGGGCAACCAUUUCAAUGUGGCGCCCACAAAUUGUGAUAAAUGAUGCUGGAGAGGGAGAAUUAUGUGCCAUACAGACAGUGACGGAUCAGCUCUUCUGUGAUGAUGUAGGGAAUUUAGUUCUCAACCCCGAAGCAAGUAUACAUCUCCGACUCGAAGACUUUGGUACUGAAGCUUUCGCUACGACAUUUAAUGAUCUUACCGAACCUAUACACAUCUCACCUGAAACCCUGUAUAGAUUUCUUAAGCGGUCUGAGGCCAAAGCGACGAGAGUCAGGCAAGGACAGGGACUGGCGAGGUCCAGCAAGCCCUGGACCAGGAAACGACGGAGAGAUAGUACCCCGCCGGAGCAGCUAAGUUCAGACCGCGAGGGCAAGUUUGCGGAUGAGGAGCAGAGGGCAACCAAGAGGGCUACAAAGGAUGACGCUUCUUAUAAGACGAGCUCUUCAGAGGCGGAGGUGGAGGCAGAGUAA